GAACUGAAAUAGUGAUGGCUAUAAACAGCAUCUAGCUAACACCUAUAUCGACUAAUAUACUUAAAGAAAUCCGACGGGAGUAAAAAAAAUUGCAUGCAUUUAAUACGUCGUUGACGGACAAUCUCCGUAUUAUUUUAGUAUUUGCUCACGAAGGAAUGACUACUUUGAUAUUUGGAAUUGGCAUAGGAUUAUUUAUCAUUCUCAGCCUGUGGAUAUUAGCCCUGUUGAUAUUUUUGAUAUCUUUGCGUAUCGAGAGAAAAGUUGGUGUGAUUGCUAUACUGCUGGUGAGCGUGCUCACGAUUAUUUUGAUUAGUGUACCGCGCGCAUCAGAGAAGCCUGUCACUACGAACAGUAAGGCAUAUGAUCGACUUUUCAUCUGGCGUGUAAUACUUCUUAUUUUAUUACUCAUUUCAUCUAUAAUUGGCCUUACGGGAUAUAUCAAGUUUGGGUUGGUGGAAUCUAUUAGAUCAGUCAGGAUAUCUAGCUGGGUUUACUAGAUUUUCUCUGGUUCUUUUAUUAAACAGUACAUAUGAGGUUCAAUGUUUACUGAUGUAAUUAAUUUAGAUGAAACAUCAGUCUCUUUUUACAUUGCUAUUGAUGUCCUGACUAUACUGCAAAUAAUAUUAAAAAAACAGCAGCAAUGUUGUGCAGUAUAAGAAAUUGUAUACCCUCUGUGGUAAGGCGUAUCUCAUUAUUUCGUCCAAAUAAUAAAAGAUACGAGAUAAAUAAUAAUAAUGAAUUUGUGAAUAAGGUGAUGAAUGGCACAGUGCCAGUUAUAGUCAAUUUUCAUGCAGAAUGGUGUGAUCCAUGUAGAAUAUUGACACCUAAAUUGAUAGAACUCAUAGAGCCUAUGGAAAAGUUAGAUUUAGCUAUCAUCAAUGUAGAAGAGAAUCCUGAAUUAGUAUACGUUUUUGAAGUAAAAGCUGUACCUGCAGUGAUAGCGAUCUCAAAUGGCCUAAUUGUAGAUAAAUUUAUUGGUUUAGUUAACAAUGAAAUGAUAGAGAAUCUAAUACAGAAGUUAACGCACGAAGGACCAAUAGAUACAGAAAGUGAGAACACAAAAGUGUAGUCAUCACAUACUCUAUGCUUCAGUAGUAUAUUUUCAUAUUGAUAGAAAAAAAGUAUUAUAACACCAGUUACUUCGUUAAAAUAAGAAUGAUUUGACGCCUUUUUUAUCUAUCAAUUUGUAGAGAAAAUAUGAUAUGACUUGAACUGCUUUGUCCAAACAAAAAAUCCUUUCUUUUCUCUUAAGGCCUUCCAUUUAUCUAAUCAUAGUAAGAUAAGCGUUGCUGGUCAACCUUCUCAAUAUAUUUAUAUUCUACAAUGAUCACUUACAAUAUAAUUGAAUAUAUGUGCUAAUAUAUGUGCUAAUCUUCAUAAAUCUGAUAAGUGUGUUAUGUGAUGUAAUGAAAGAUUUGUACUCUAUUUAGAAACUAUAAUGUAAAAUUUGUUCAUCAGCCUAUAUUAUUGAAUCGACCAAAACGAUUAGUACAAUUGUAAUUUUUCUUUAGGACUUUCAAAGAUGUAACAAUUUUACUACUAUAAGAUUUGUAAAAUUGUACAAAGUAGUUGUGAUAUACAUCUUUUUAGACAUUUUUUAUUAUUUUUAAUGCUGCUAUCUUUACUUGAUAUUUAUAUAGUAUAUGUAUAACUUUAUUGAAUCACUUUACGAAUAAGUUCGGUAAUGAACUAUGUGCAAAGAUAAUAAAUUUUGCGAAUUGAUUCGAAUAUAAUUGCGUUCGUACAUACGUAUGUGGCGAUAUAUAUUCUUGAAAUAUAUUUUAUAUAUACAUAUGCAUAUUUCAUUGAUGUUAAUUAAUUUUAUUUAAAAGAUUUAUAAUAAAAUGUGCACGAUAUCCUUAAUUUGCGCAAUGUUAAAUUGUACCGAGUGCAUAUAAUAAUUUCAGUCAGUUAUAACAGAGAGACUAGAGAGAAUAUAAUUAUUUUAGUAUUAGAUUUACUCGACGUAAACCGUGUAUCUUCUGUAGCGACACAAGAGGCGAGAUAAAACUAAUUAUCUAAUCAGGUUUCACAGUUCUUCGUUUAUUCUUAAAUAAUCGUAAAACAAUUGUGUACAAUCAGUGUAUGAAAGUACUGUCCAUUAAAGAGAUAAUAGUAUAGGCCAGAGA
Messenger RNA from Odontomachus brunneus, 2129 nucleotides. RefSeq names its product thioredoxin, mitochondrial. The transcript is spliced from 3 exons. NCBI's taxonomy places the organism in Eukaryota, Metazoa, Arthropoda, Insecta, Hymenoptera, Formicidae. Gene Ontology annotation, cellular component: cytoplasm. Bases 641 to 1069 code for a protein of 142 amino acids. The record is from RefSeq and is a predicted model, not a curated record. Gene Ontology annotation, molecular function: oxidoreductase activity, acting on a sulfur group of donors, disulfide as acceptor.